Molecule: messenger RNA, 1071 nt
Organism: Vigna angularis (adzuki bean)
Lineage: Eukaryota; Viridiplantae; Streptophyta; Magnoliopsida; Fabales; Fabaceae
Exons: 7
Coding region: 229-810 (193 amino acids)
Biological process (GO): intracellular protein transport; vesicle-mediated transport
Cellular component (GO): cytoplasm
Molecular function (GO): GTP binding; GTPase activity
Source: RefSeq, a predicted model, not a curated record
UCAAUUUCAAUGCCAAUUCAAAAUGAGUUUGGGUUGUUAGUUGGUGCUUACAUAGGGAGAAAAUUCUUGGAAGGAAGGAAAAAGCCAAAGGCAGAAAAAUUGGUUUGAUUGUUCAGAGUUGACAGAAACUCUCUUUCAUUCUCAGCUCAAUUUGCAAAAUCGAUCAAAACCCAAAUUGAAAUCUCGUAGCUUUCGCAAUCUGAUAGAUACUCACAUACAAGCACCGGCAUGGGUCAAGCUUUUCGGAAGCUCUUCGACACCUUCUUCGGCAACACCGACAUGAGGGUUGUUAUGCUUGGUCUUGAUGCUGCUGGCAAAACAACCAUACUUUACAAGCUUCACAUUGGAGAAGUUUUAUCCACUGUUCCUACAAUUGGUUUCAAUGUGGAGAAAGUUCAGUAUAAGAAUGUUAUUUUCACAGUUUGGGAUGUUGGGGGACAAGAGAAACUAAGGCCGCUUUGGAGGCACUAUUUUAACAACACAGAUGGCCUGAUCUAUGUUGUUGAUAGUCUGGACCGUGAGAGAAUUGGUAGAGCAAAGCAGGAAUUUCAGACAAUCAUAAAUGACCCAUUUAUGCUCAAUAGUGUCAUCUUGGUGUUUGCCAACAAGCAGGACCUGAGAGGAGCUAUGACGCCAAUGGAAGUAUGUGAAGGCCUAGGUCUCUUUGAUCUAAAGAAUAGAAAAUGGCACAUACAAGGCACAUGUGCACUUAAAGGAGAUGGCCUUUAUGAAGGCCUGGACUGGUUGGCUUCAACUCUGAAGGAAAGAAAAGCUGCUGGGUUCUCUUCAAUAGGAGCCUCGUCCUUCUAAUCUAGGUAUAUUAGCCUUUGCCAUCGAGCAACAUGUAGGAUCAGUUUCAUUCAAGAAUGUUGUAAAAAAGUAAUCAAAUUUUUUGGGCUGCAUUAGGUUACCUCUGUCUAUUCAUGAUGAAGGAGAUAGAUGCUUUGACUUUGAAGGUGCUUAGAGAAGACUUUGCACAGUGUAUAGAAGUUUGAGCCUGUCGAAUGAAAACUAAUUUGAAUCUCACGAAUUCUAUUGUCAUAUAGAUGCCCCUGUUUGUGGUUUGGUUCA